This is a messenger RNA of Styela clava, 5227 nucleotides long. NCBI's taxonomy places the organism in Eukaryota, Metazoa, Chordata, Ascidiacea, Stolidobranchia, Styelidae. The record is from RefSeq and is a predicted model, not a curated record.
UAUACGCAUGGGUUCAAAUGUACAUGGGUUCAAAUGUACGGUCACCGUGAAAGAUACCCUCCUUAUUAAAAAAAAUAUUUUUGUAGUGAAAAUGAUAAAACUUUGUAUAAAAAAAUUUGGUGGAAAUACUUACUGUUGUUGCCCUUUCUCUUCCCAGUCUAGGUUUUAGCCCCAUGCCUUCUCUCAGAGUGUAAAAAUUGGGAAAUGCUGCACGGGAGAGAUUCCUGUCACUUACAAAAACAGUUUUUUUUGUAGUAAAAGCUAAAAACAAAAUAAUUUGGUGUAAAUUUAUACUAGAUGCUGUCGUUUCUUUUCCCAGCCUAGAUAGCAGUAGGUUUAAGCCUUAACCCGGGUUGACAAUGCUGAAUGAAAGGAAUUUCUGUCUAUUAGAAAAUAGUAACUCCUUUCAUAUGAUUCACUGCUUUUACGGAGCUUUUGCUCGGUGUUAAAGUUUGAAACGGGCGUACAAUAAUUUUUUUUUCAAUUCUUCGUGCUCCAGAAGUGUGUGUGCCAAUAUGGAGGUUAUCAUCCUACUUUACAUCAAGUUGUGUAAAGGGACUGAAACGAAUGGGCAGGGGUAUAUUCACUUGGCUAACACAGACAGUCCCCGAAAUCAUAGUAGAACAAAAAUAAGGAAUAUUGAAAUAAAAUUAUGGCCUAACGCUAACCUGUUACAUAUACUACGGGAGUACAAAAUUCUUUACUUAUUGCUUUUUCUUUUUCCAGUCUAAUUAAACUAGCUAAAUAGUAGUUGCUUUAAUAUGCCUCGGCGAAAAGGAAGGAAAAAUCCCACUCCGAAGAAAGUGAAAAAGAGCAAAGAUAAAGAUGAACAGGAUUACGAAGAACCCAUGGAUGUAGAUCAAGAUUCAGAAACUCAAGAAAAUAAAAAUAUUGCGCAAGAACCAACUAAAAUUGCGCUACGUUCAACCAAUGUUGCGCGAUCUUCUAAAAAUGAUCCUUCGGAUGUAACAAAUAACUUGACAAGUGGAUCAGAGCAUGACGAAAAAUCUUUAUCACAAUAUGAACCCCUAGAUAAAGUCAUGCAGGAUUUCUCUUCUCUACCUAGCGAUCAUAUCGAACUGAUGAAUUUGCUGAGCCAUAUGCCUCCAGAAUCACUCUAUAAAAAAGAUGAUAUUGAAGUCAUCAAUCCGUCUGAAACGCAAGUCAGUGAAAAAAAAUAUGUCUGUCCAAAAUGUGGGAAAGAAUACCCCACAAAAAGUGGCAUUCGGUACCAUAUAAUGCAAGCUUGCCCAAAUUAUUGCAACAAGGCCUUUUCUUGUUUAGUAUGUCUCGAUAAAUUUCGUCGACGGAAAGAUGUUUUGAAUCAUAUUGCCACUGUGCAUGCGUCAGCCAGUACUGCGUAUAACACUCGGAAAUCAAGGCCUGAGUUUUCCUAUGCAGAAGAGAUUUCAGUUAGUACAGAAGAAGACUCUGUACCAUUCACACCAGAAAUGGAGAGCAUUUCAACCCCAAAAUCCUCCAAAAGCUCCAAAAAAACUGUUUCUGGUGAUAGCAAGACAACUUUUGCGAAUUUAGAUAGACCAUUACAUGAAGUAAUGCCGUGGCUUUAUAAUGUAUUAAAGACGAUCCAAGAUCAGUUUAAAAUUGUCCAUUCUGAACUACUUAGCAAUGAAUUGGUAUCCGAUCUGAAUUUUGAUUUUUCUGGGAUGCAGCGUUCCUCUCCAUUUUUUAUAAAGCGGGAAAAUAAACCUGGUUUUAAUACCGAGUGUGAAGGAUUAGAUUUGUUUUCUGCUGUUCAAGCAACGAAAGAUUGUUUAGAUAUGACUUUUAAUGUCGGCGGACCAGUAUGGGCGAUGUCAUGGUGUCCAGAAACUUUGACGAACACAAAUUCGAAACAAUAUUUAGCGUUAGCUACUCACGCCGGUCUUCAUUCACCAGAAUCAGUUUAUUCUGAGCCAGGGAUGAUUCAAAUAUGGAAUUGUGGGGUUUUGGGGUUACAUGAACACCAAAAUAUGACCCCUACUAUUGUUUAUGGGUUUACCACAAAUGAGGCCCCUAUUUGGGAUCUAAAAUGGUGUCCUGUGGGGGGAAAAGGAAAUAUCACCACUGCAGAUGGGGCAGUUAAAAAUCGUUUAGGUAUAUUAGCAGCUGCUUGUGCAAGUGGGAAGGUUCUGAUUCUACCUAUUUCUGAACAAGAGUUGCUAAAAACUGAGGUAGAACACAAUGAUAUGACAUCGGGGAAAAGUAAUUAUAAUUCUGCCAGUAUCAUAUAUAAAGCCAAUCCAUCAAUGAUUCUUAUACCUGCUUUUGGUGAUAAAUUUGAUGUUGAAAAUUUGUUUGGUCAAUGUUUAAGUGUUGAUUGGUCUCUUCAUGACGGGGCUGAAUGGGUCGCAGGGGGGUUUUCAAAAGGUUUAGUUGCUUUGUGGAAAGUAAAGGACCCUUCGAAAUUGCUCUUUACCGAAGAUUUGAACAAUGGGCCUUCCACUCUAGUUGCUUGUCGAACUUUUCAUGCCCAUAUUAAAUCUGUGAAAAGUGUUCACUGGUGCCCGUUUGCUUCGGUUCUUGCGACUGCAGGUUUGGAUCGGGCUCUUAAAUUUUGGAAUCCGGAAUACACAGAGGCUCCUAUCAUGGAGUCUAAAACUAAAGGAAGUCCAUACACACAAAUAUGUUGGCCUAGGUUAUGGUGUGGGGUAUUUGUGGCAACAGAUGAAGUUUUUGCGGCACCACAUUGCCAUGGUGUCGCAUAUCAUUGUUUGAUGUCACGAAUGCCUUACAAUACAAUUCCUUUUAAAUCAGCAUGCUGGUCUGUGUCAAGCUCUGAUUGGAUGAAUUGUGUCGUGGGCGGGGAUGCAACCGGCCAAUCAGUGAUUAAUUCUUGUAGCAAUUGGAGUCGAAAAGUUAAGAUAUCAAAAGCAUUUCCAAGAAUUGCGCUUUUUUCAACAGAGGUAGAAUGGCAGGAUUUUUCUUCGCAGGAAAAUGGCGACGCUGACUCAUCUCAGAGUGACAAUGAUACCUCCAUGGUGAUUCAAGAAGUCACUGAAAACUCAGAAAAAUCUACAAGUAAGCAUAUAUCAAAGCAGAACGGUACAUCUUCGAAUCUUUCUGAAACAAAAGACGCAGCGGGUUGUAAAGGAAAUGAAAUUGCUGUACGACGCAACGUGCCGAAAAACAGUUGCACAGCCCCUUACAAACUCAAAUUUUUUGACACCAAUAUGAAUGAUGUCAAACACACAGAAAAAAGGAAAUGCCAUAAAAAUGUUCGCAUUCACGAAUUUUUCCCUGCAACAAAUUGUAGGCAUCCAUUAGUUGCUUCUGUAAACACAGUGUCCUGGAACCCUAACUUAGGAAGUCAUACUUGGAUAGCCUCCGGAAUGGAAUGUGGACUUGUUCGAUUGCAUUGUGUUGAUACAAUGCAUUCAGAUGCAAUGGAAACUGCCUAUCAUAACUUGUUUUCCUAAUUAGUUUAUUGAUCCUCUUGCUCAGAAUAAGGCUUUAAACGAGAAUAUCGGUCGAAGACCGAAGACUUAUUGAUAGAAAGUUAAGGGAUACCCCAAAACAGAAACUGCGGUUUCAGUUCAUCCGCUCUUAGUCCAUAGCGACAACCUGUGUCCAAUAACUCGCUAAUUAUAUGACAUAAUUCAUCCAAAAUCAAUAGGCGUCUGGUCCGCGAUAUGAUGAAUGCAUGUGCGAAAUUUGGAGCAGAUUCAACCUCGCUUUCGUGAGAUAUCGCAUGCAUAUAACAGACAGACAAAUCCUUAUCAACAUACUUAUCGAGAUCGAUAAAGUAGUAAGCGUUCAUCACAACAUGGCGAGUCUUUCAUGGUCCAGUCUUGUUCAGGUCCACUCAAGCUGAAUUCUCUCCCCAUUCUGAAUCUAGAUCCCAAAAACUUCACAUUCAGACGCAAUGGAUACUGCCUAUUAUAACUUGUUUUCAUAAUUAGUGUUUUCUGUAUCCAGGUUAAUUUUAAUACAAUUUUCACAAUGGACAAAGCUUUUGUCCCAAUAAAUAUUUUAGAAUCCAGAUCACAAAAAAUUGAUUUGAAAAUCUUUAAUCCUUUUGAAAUUUUCUGACAACCAUGUGAAAUGCGAUCAAUCGGCGAGUUCAACUGUGCUACUUCUGUAUUCCCCGCUCUUUUGGUGCUAUUUUAUAUGAUUAUUUAUAUGCUAAUGCUUGUAGUUUCAAAAAUUUUACUCUUCCAAAAUAUCAGCUUUUGAAUGAAUCCCAUUUCUAUAUUCCAUAUUUUUAAUUAAAUUCGUUUAUGAGGCAGUUUUUAGAAUUUUCUCAUCCGUUGCUCAAUAUUUUGCCUCUGUUACCUAGCUAGGACUACUAAGAUUAUGAUUGAAUUCUAUUCCCAGAGUGUUCUCUUUUUCUGAAUUUCAAGUUUGAACGAAUAACUGAUCAACCAAUUCCAUGGUUCUAGGAAAAUUCGCUGUAGGAAAUCUCGCCACGGGAAAUUUCGCUGUAUAGAAAAAAUCAUCGCAUGAAAAAUCACUGCAAGAGCAUUUUUCUGUAAAACAAGUAAUUGUGAAAAAACGUUUUUGAAGUACUUUUUUAUUUAAAAAAAGAUCCACGUUUUAUGAGCAUACCCUCUAACCCUAUGUGGCGAAUUUUCCGGACAAGAUUCCCAUACCCGACAUGGUAAACAGAGGACUGAUUAAUUUUCCAUACGAUUUAGCUGUCAUUCCAUUCUGGGAUGCAUUAUAAAAUUACUUUCCUUUAGUAAAUGUCAUUGCCCUCUGGUUCAACAGCACGAUAGUAAAACUUCUUGUCUCUUUUUUGUCCUAACCUUAAAAAAUCCAAUCAAACAUCAAACGGCAGCAUUCUCUCUCCUAUUUAAAGAUAUCAUUAUUCUGACCAGUCAUGCUUGAUUGAUUUCUAUUUGACAUUAGAUUAGUAUUGGUAUGAUUUGACCUAUCUGGGAAAAUUAUUCAAGCAUAAAGCUGCAGCAUUGACAGUCUCAUUCCGGGACACAAUUAUUACAGGGAUAGCUCAACGUGCUAAGCGUUAGGAAUACGCUCGCCACCGCAUCUCUGAUUCCUUUGUGUGUGUUCGCAGGUUUGAAACCCAUGCGGGGAUGGUUAUUGUGGACUCCUCGUCGCCGUAGGGUUGUUCACGUAAAUCCUAUCCUGACCAGCCAUGCUUGAUUGAUUUUUCACCAAUACAGACCAGAACUUGAUCCGAAUAAUGUUAUUAAAGCAUCAUCUUUUCUCAAACGAAUCAUUCAUCUCAUUUCUUUACUUGUUUUUUAUAUUUUUACUUACUCAG